AUGCCUACACAGCAACCCAGCUUCCCCACCCCUCCCCUCCCACUCCUUCCGAGGACGCCUGUGGAUGGUCUAGCCGUCCACCUCCAUCUCCGAGCCAACGUUACCGGCGACGUCGUCGAGGUUUAUCGCGUCGACACCGUCGGCGAGGAAGACGCAGAGGAAGUGCCUCAAAUGGAUUCGAUGGUUGUUGCAGCUAAAGCUGCACCAGCCGAAACUAAGAACUGUGCGUGGGCUUGUGCACAGGCCAACCUGCAGGGCGCUGGCCCUGCAGGUGCCAACAGUUUGCUGGUCCUGCAAACUCCUCCUUUGGGCCAUCGUCGUCGCCAGAUUCCUUGGUAUAUACUUCCUCAACACAUUGCAGCAGUCGUCGGGGGAGAUGUGGGUGGAGAGAGUGGUCUCCUCGCCGCCUCAUCCUUAUACAGCCCUGAGCUUCGUGUGUUCAAGGUACCUGAACGCGGCGGAUAG
Molecule: messenger RNA, 465 nt
Organism: Chaetomium globosum CBS 148.51
Lineage: Eukaryota; Fungi; Ascomycota; Sordariomycetes; Sordariales; Chaetomiaceae
Exons: 4
Coding region: 1-465 (154 amino acids)
Source: RefSeq, a predicted model, not a curated record